Messenger RNA from Halichondria panicea, 1707 nucleotides. RefSeq names its product repressor of RNA polymerase III transcription MAF1 homolog. Gene Ontology annotation, biological process: negative regulation of transcription by RNA polymerase III. NCBI's taxonomy places the organism in Eukaryota, Metazoa, Porifera, Demospongiae, Suberitida, Halichondriidae. Bases 691 to 1524 code for a protein of 277 amino acids. Gene Ontology annotation, cellular component: nucleus. Gene Ontology annotation, molecular function: RNA polymerase III core binding. The transcript is spliced from 7 exons. The record is from RefSeq and is a predicted model, not a curated record.
CAAACUUCACCCUUGAAGCUACUUUACCUAUUAAACACAGAGAUAAAGGCGUUUACUAAGAGCUGCUCUGAAGCAAGAAAUCCUGCCGGUUUGAGGUCAAACCACAGCCUCAAUUCCAGGCCGCAAGAAACAAUGUAAUUUAAGCGGCCUAUAAUCGAGGACAGUAGAUAACCUCCAAUUAGAUGCGACCCUCUAAAUAUGCGACACCAGGACUUCAACAUAAUUUUUCAACCUCCAGAAGAAACAACCUCUGGCUUCGUAAUUAUUUAAAAGUGUCGCAAAUAAGUACGGUGUUACGUCAAAAGUUGGUAAUUCUCAAGCUCGCUGUUAAUCUUCUUCCAACUGUUUUCUACGUCAGCUACAAGUAAAAAUCAACCCUGUGUAGUCGGAAGUACACUUUCUUGUUGGCUCUGUGUAACUGUUAAUGGAUCCGUGUUGUUGUACUUCAUCAAGCUUGCCCUGUGUGGUCGAUCCUCCCAGUAGUUUUGUCUGUAUGUUUAGUGACGUUUCAUCUGCGUUGACCCCUGCUACCCUCAUUGGCUCCUCAAGAUACUGUGGUGUACUACACUCCAGUGGUUUUUCGAACUUUCCCUGUCAAGGAAACUCUGUGUGUUAAUUAUUCACUCACAUUUUAUCCCAGUCGCUACUCAUCAUUGCAGUAACAUUCAUUUGAAAAACACAUACCCCACCAUGAAGUUACUUGAGAAUGCCAAGUUGGACAGUAUCAGCAGUGCUCUAUGCAUGAACACCGGGGAUUGUACCAUCAAUGGAAGAGUUGAGAGCUAUUCGUGUAAGAUGGCUGGUAGUGACAAGAAGCUCUACAAGCAGCUCAGUCACCCUAACUCGGGCGAGAGUCCUACCAACAGACAAGCUCUCUCUCCCUGCACCACAUUUGUUGGCUCACCCUGUAGUCCAAUGUCUCCUACUGGCGUACCAACUUAUCUUAUUAGACAGCCGAGUGGCAGCAGUACCAAUGGUCUCACUGACACACCACAGCUCUGCGAUACAGCCAGCAACAAGAUACUGUUUUACCUGCGCUCUACUCUCACAGCAUCUUUCCAGCCUGACUAUGUGUUCACUGAUGCUAAAAGUGAUGAGUUCAGUCGAGUUCCCAGUGUGAAAUGGGUGAUGGACGCUGUACGCUCCAAUCUCUCAGCCAUUGCUGGAGACAUGUUCACCACACUUGAGAAUGCUCUCUGGGCGGCUAUAGACGAGGAAAUCACCCUGUCUGAUUGUGACAUAUACAGCUACAAUUCAGACUUUUCUGACUCCUAUGGUGAAGAAGGUGCCCUGUGGUCAUUCAACUACUUCUUCUACAACAAGAAGUUGAAGAGGAUUGUGUUUUUCACCUGCCAGGCACUAAGCCCAACAGUGGAGAGGGGUGAUAACGAUGUGGAGGAUAUAGAUGAUUUAACAGAUCUAAUGGAGUUGGAUCAGACCAAUGAUUCUGCAUAUGACAGCUUCAGCACUGGUGUACUUGGUGAUCCAGGAUGGCAGCUUCCAGCAGAGAUGAAAACAAACUAAAAGUUCUUGUUUUACACACUUUAUUGUUUCAGUACGCCAAUACCCCAUAUCUAUGUUCAUUUCAGUCAGUUUCUUACGGAUUUUUUUGUCUUAAUACCCUCAUUUUCCUUGAUGUUUAUACGUAUUAAUUCACAGUGACUUUGUACCUCUGCAAAAGAUGUUAUCAUUGCUAUUCACCCCUUA